AUGAACGAUCCUUCUCCUGAUCUAAUAAAAGAUGCAAAUAUUCAUCAUAAGUUAAAUCAAAGUCACCUUUCUUAUAGAGAACUUUUUCAUCGUCUUGAUAAAAGUCAAGAGGGCCAAAUUGAAGUUGAUGAACUUAUUGAAUUCUUGGACAAAGCUGGUUUUGAAACUUCAUCAAAAAAUCGUUGGGCUAUUGCACGCCGUAUUAUUGAUCAAGCUGGCGGAUCACCAACUACAUCAUCUAUUUCAUUUAAACAAUUUGCAUAUUACGUUUUACAACAAGAAAAAAAACUUUGUCUCGUUUUUAGAAAAUUAGAUGCUAGCCAUCAGGGUAAAUUUGAUGCCACAGAUCUAGUAUAUUAUUUUCGAAAACUUGGCAUUGUACUUGAAUUAGAAGAAGCAGAAAAAUUAGUUAAAAAAAUGGAUCAGAAUAAUUCUUUAGAAAUUUCGUAUGAUGAAUGGCGUUCUUUUUUUAUGUUUCAUCCUGCAAUACUUGAAACUAUUACUGGCGAUCCAAAUGAAAUGUUAAGAUAUUGGCGUGGAGCCACACAUCUCGACUUAGGUGAAUCGCCUUAUGCUGCGCCAGAAGAUUUAGAAACUGAAACAAACCAUUGGUGGAAACAUCUAAUAGCUGGUGGUUGUGCGGGUGCUGUCUCACGAACAUUUACGGCUCCUUUUGAUCGAUUAAAAAUUAUUAUGCAGUAUUUGGGUUCAAGGCAACGCAUGUCUGUGAUAAAUGGAUAUCGGUAUUUAAUCAAAGAAGGUGGCUUUCGAAGUCUAUGGCGUGGAAAUGGAAUGAAUGUUCUGAAAAUCAUACCGGAAACAGCUCUUCGAUUUGCCUUUUUCGAAGAAACAAAGAAACUUGUCAAGCGUAUUCAAGGUAAAGAUCUAAGCACUGAAACAACAAUUCUAGAAAGAUUUAUAUCGGGAGCUGUUGCUGGUUUUCUAUCUCAGACGGUUAUUUAUCCAUUGGAUGUCUUGAAAGUACGAUUAUGUUUAAGACGAACAGGUGAAUUCGAACAUUGGAUAGAUGCUGUCAAACGUAUAUACAGACUCGAAGGCCGAAAAGCGUUUUGGCGUGGCUAUAUGCUCAAUCAAAUUGGUAUAGUGCCUUAUGCUGGCUUUGAUUUAGCAUGUUAUGAAAGUCUUAAACGUCUCUAUGUAACCAAACAUAAUAAUUGCGAAGCACCAAUAUAUAUUGUGCUUAGCUGCGGUGCUAUUUCAUCUUUUACCGGUCAAAUGGUAACUUAUCCUAUAUCUCUAUUACGAAUUCGUCGUCAGGGACAAAUUGUACCAUUACCGCAAUUUGAUCAAAGUAAAGCUCAUCCAUUAUUACCAGUGCAAGCUAUGAUAAAAGGAAUUUGGCAUAACGAAGGACUUGUUGGUUUCUAUCGUGGUCUUAUACCUAAUAUGUUAAAAGUAGUUCCAGCUGUUUCCAUAUCGUAUUUAGUUUAUGAAACAAUUUUAAAAACGCUUUCAAAUGAAAAACAGUAA
This is a messenger RNA of Rotaria socialis, 1491 nucleotides long. NCBI's taxonomy places the organism in Eukaryota, Metazoa, Rotifera, Eurotatoria, Philodinida, Philodinidae. The record is from the annotation of a GenBank genome assembly.